CUGGUGUCGGUGGAGCGGGUCCAGCGGGUGUCUUCUCUGUCCUCCUGUCACUGGCCACAGAGGCAGCAGUCCUGUCCACACUGCUGGAGGACGUGUGUUUUUCUUGUGUUUUCGCCGUGGUCCGUUGCCGUUUCCACGCAGGGACAUGAGCCUGACUGACGGCUCGCUGCGGCUUUUGCGCUGAUUUGUGAGCAGCAUCCUUGAUAUUCCUGUAGGACGACGUUAGCCUGUCCAGGUGUCAUGACUGGAGCUGAGACUGAGGAUGAUAUUCCAUUAGGUGAAAGGAAGACUGUCACUGAUUUCUGCUAUCUCUUGGACAAGUCCAAACAACUCUUCAAUGGGCUUAGAGAUCUUCCCCAGUAUGGACACAAGCAGUGGCAAUCCUACUUUGGACGGACCUUUGAUGUCUACACUAAGCUGUGGAAAUUUCAGCAGCAGCACAGGCAGGUCCUGGACAGUCGAUAUGGCUUGAAGAGAUGGCAGAUUGGGGAAGUGGCAUCCAAAAUAGGACAACUUUACUACCACUACUACCUUCGUACCUCAGAAACAAGUUACCUAAAUGAAGCCUUUUCAUUCUACUCAGCCAUUCGUCAGCGAUCCUACUACUAUCAGGUCAAUAAAGAGAACAGACCUGAAUUAGUUGUGAAGAAACUACGAUAUUAUGCUCGCUACAUCGUCGUCUGUUUAUUGCUGAACCAGAUGGACCUAGUCAAAGUCUUGGUUAAGGAGUUGUCUGAGGAAAUUGAGGAAUACACCCAGCGAUUCAACACAGAAGACCAACUGGAAUGGAACCUCGUUCUACAGGAAGUGGCAGCUUUUGUCGAGGCAGAUCCAGUGGUGGUGCUGAAUGAAAACAAUUCUGUUGUUGUGACCAGUAGUCGGCUGCAGGAGGGAAGUGUACCUCCACUGGAACAAGGCAUGGUGGUUGGACAGCUUGUCCUUGCAGAUGCACUAAUCAUCGGCAACUGUAACAACCAGGUGAAGUUUAGUGAGUUAGCCAUCGAUAUGUUUCGCAUGCUUCAAACUUUGGAGAGGGAACCUGUGAAUCUCGCCACACAGACCUCAAAACAAGGAACACUGGAACCCAAUGAGAAACCAGCUAAAAGAGAAAAUCCUCACAAGUACUUGUUGUAUAAGCCAACAUUCAGCCAACUCUUCACGUUCCUGUCUGCCUCUUUUAAGGAAUUGCCUGCAAACAGUGUUCUGCUUGUCUACCUGUCAGCUACUGGAGUCUUCCCUACGGGACAUUCAGAUUAUGAUGGGCCAUAUGAUUUUGGAGGAGUUCUCACAAACACAAAUCGCGAUGUCAUGAAUGGAGAGAGUGGGCAGAAAAGAAAUCAGGCCCAGAAAGAAAUGCACUGCCUUCAUCCAGGAGAUUUAUUCCCUUUUACCCGGAAGCCACUUUUUGUAAUUGUAGAUUCUUCAAACAGCACAGCGUACAAGAAUUUUACAAAUCUGUUUGGUCAGCCUGUGGUGUGCCUGCUGUCUCCCACAGUCUAUCCUAAGAGUGUACAAGAUCAGUCUCAGCGUGGGAGUCUCUUCACGCUGUUCCUGUACAGUCCCCUCUUGGCCUUUUCGUCUGUGUGCGGGCUGAAUAAUGUGCGACGAGGACUGUGGGACAGAGCACAAGAAUUUCUUCACAAAGUCUACCGCGACAUUGGGCAAAUGAUCACUCGAUCACGAUCUAUAGAUCAAGCCUUUUUGCAAUUUUUUGGGGACGAGUUCCUUCGACUGCUGCUGAUCCGAUUUGUGUUCUCUUCAGCAGCACUGAGAUUGCAUAAACACUUUCGGGAGUCCAGGAGCUUUCCAGAGUCAUACCCAGAGCUCCCCAAGCAGGACACGGUGGAGAACAGCCUUCUGCAGAAGCAUAUUUUGGAGCUGGCUACCAUGCUGGAUGUGCAGAGCCUAUUUUGGGACGAUUCACUGGAAACCUACUGACAUCGACCUGCAGGGCAAACUGGCAUGUGUACACGUACAGACACUGACUCACUUGCCAGAGCCGUGAAGGUUUUUAUUUUAUUUUUUAAACCCGAUAAUGAAUUAGCUCAUUCAGCACGUAAAGGUUUAUGUUCUGUGUUUGUGGGGGAAAAAAAUGUAGUGGAACAUUAAAAUGUUCACAUAAGUAAGUUGAAGGUUUUAAUACCACAUACAUUUUCCAUUUUCCACCACAGUAGUUUGCCUCAUUGAACGCACACGGCAAAUAAUUUGUAAAUAGUCUUUCAAUUUCUCAUUCCUCAUCUAAAUGCAAAGUAUAAAACUGCAGCCUGCUAUGUUAUUACUCAUGGUAGAAAACUGUGAAGUUGGCAGUGUUAGUUUUCUAAAAAUAAAGUUUAAAAGAAUUUUUUUUUUAACUGGAGGGUUGAGUUAGUCUGAAGGACAUAGAAGAAUAAAUGUGAAGUAAAUUGAUCAAAUUGAAGCAAAAUAAGACGAAGAUGAUACUUUAAGAGAACAUAGUAUGUUAUAGAUCUCUUCAUUGGAUCAGGAAAUAUGUUAUUAGAAAAAAAAACUGGGUUUGACCAUUUGAACAUAAAUAGUGCAGUUGGUUGGAAUCUGUCAGAUUUCUUCUAAAAUCUUAUGGGGUUUGUAUUUGGCAGCUUGCUGUAUAAUGGCUUGACUUGUAGCAGACUGAGGUGCAUGAGGUUUUGGUCUGCAAGUUCUGUUGCGUUCUGUAAGCCUUCAUUCAUUGUGAAGCUAUUGUCUCACGUCAUUAACCAUGUCAGUCUAUUUAAUACCUUUUCUUGCACAUGAUUUAAAAAGCUGCAGUUUUGGCUCUGUGUAUUUUGAAAGUUAUUCCUUUAUGACGUGCUGAAUUUGUACACAAAAAAGGCACCAAAUGUAUCCUUUUAGUUCUUUUAUCCACAAAUGGCUUCCACUUCCAUGACAGAAUUUAUGAAUGACUUGAAGGUUAUUUAAAAGUGUGGGAGUUUGGAAUUGAAUCGUAAAUACUGACCGACCGUCCAUGUGCUGAAGUACUUUAAAGUGCAUGAGUUUUCACUUUUGUGUGAGUCAACAGACUGAGACAAUCUAAGGUAAGAGGAGAGGAUUUUGAGUGAUGUUUGCACUAUAACUUUUUUAAGAACAUGUAGCAUUCUGUUACGUAAAUGAAUAAUGUCAAAAUUUGUCCUUUUAACUGUCGUAAAAAAGAAGCUUGACUAACAUUUUAAACUCCUGUUAUAAAUGUAGGUCAUUUCUCGGCACGGUAAUUCUGUGGUUUGUAUGACCCUUCUAAAGGUUAUCUGCUGUCUUCUUCAAAUAUGUCGAUGCUGGCCUCAUUAUUAGGUAAUGCAACCAUAAAAUUCAAAUUUACUUCCAGAUGAAAUGGCUACAGUGGAGUUGAGGAGGGAUGAAUAUGCAGUAAC
This is a messenger RNA of Thalassophryne amazonica, 3359 nucleotides long. RefSeq names its product suppressor of cancer cell invasion (gene scai). The record is from RefSeq and is a predicted model, not a curated record. The transcript is spliced from 17 exons. Gene Ontology annotation, biological process: DNA-templated transcription. NCBI's taxonomy places the organism in Eukaryota, Metazoa, Chordata, Actinopteri, Batrachoidiformes, Batrachoididae. Gene Ontology annotation, cellular component: nucleus. Gene Ontology annotation, molecular function: transcription corepressor activity. Bases 241 to 1938 code for a protein of 565 amino acids.